Messenger RNA from Mycena citricolor, 365 nucleotides. The record is from the annotation of a GenBank genome assembly. Lineage: Eukaryota; Fungi; Basidiomycota; Agaricomycetes; Agaricales; Mycenaceae.
CCAGGAUUCAACUCCUGGUUCAAAAUUCGUUCCCAUAUUUUCUUUGAACUCGUCUCGUACCUAUCCUACUGCUACGUCUCCUUCAUCUCAAUUCUACCCGUCCACGUCACAAUUUGCUAACAAAAAGUACAAGCCAGUGGCCAGGAAAAUUCGGCCUGUUCUUGGAUCUGUCCCAGACGAAUUCCGCAUCGAGCGCCAGAUCCUGGGCGACCCACUCGCAGAUCUACCAUAUCUGGAUCCUAUUCCGCCUCCUUUUGUGCCGACUGGACGCUACACCGCCGAACGCAAGGCUGCUCUUGACGACGCACACCGCGGUGACUUCCUGUGGCCUGCUGAGAGAGAUUUAAUGCACCAGUUCAUGUGCC